This is a messenger RNA of Daucus carota subsp. sativus, 2829 nucleotides long. RefSeq lists its product as uncharacterized. Gene Ontology annotation, molecular function: RNA-DNA hybrid ribonuclease activity; nucleic acid binding. Bases 1 to 2829 code for a protein of 942 amino acids. The transcript has a single exon. Lineage: Eukaryota; Viridiplantae; Streptophyta; Magnoliopsida; Apiales; Apiaceae. The record is from RefSeq and is a predicted model, not a curated record.
AUGGAAGAGUUGGAGGAAGCUUUGAAUAACAGUCCAGCUGAUAAGACUCCAGGGCCAGACGGCUUUAGCAUGGGAUCAAUGAAGAUGCUUUGGCCGUUAAUUAAAGAUGAGCUGUUGGAUUGCAUGAUCAAAUUUCAGACUAGUGGUACUCUCCCUGGAGGUAUGAACUCGUCUUUCAUUUGCCUUAUUCCUAAAUGUGUAUCCCCAAAACACGUGCAGGAGUACAGGCCUAUCAGCCUUAUUAACUCAAGUAUGAAAUUGCUCUCCAAAAUGUUAGCUUCUAGGCUAUCCAAGGUCAUUGGUAAUAUAGUUUCAGAGGAGCAAACAGGAUUUAUUAAGGGUAGACUAAUAACAGACGGGAUUCUAAUGAUUGGGGAAAUCAUAAAUAGCAUCAAGUCUAAACAAAGUGAGGGAUUAAUCUUUAAGAUUGAUUUUGAAAAGGCGUUCGACUCAGUGGAUUGGAGUUUCCUUUUUCAUUUAUUAGAAAAGUUGAAUUUCAGUUAUGAUUGGAUUCGCUGGAUCAAGGUAAUAUUGAAGUCUUCUAAAACUUCAAUAUUAGUCAAUGGCUCUCCUACAAGGGAAUUCUCCCAGGAAAGAGGGCUUAGACAGGGCGACCCUUUAUCGCCGUUGUUAUUUGAUCUAGUUGCUCAGGUGCUGAGUUGUAUGAUCAAAAAGGCAGAGCAACUUGGCAUUAUAGAUGGUGUCAAAAUAUCGAAUUCCUCGGAAGUGAUAACACAUCUCCAAUAUGCAGAUGAUACAGUUAUAUUCAUAAGGAACUCUAUGAAAUCUGUGAUGGGAAUUAAGAGUAUCUUGCAAGGUUUUCAACUGUUGACGGGGUUAAAAAUAAAUUUCGACAAAAGCCAGUUGUAUGGCAUUGGUCAAGAUAAAGAUCUAGUAGGCAACUGGGCAAGGAUUUUGGGGUGUGCAGUUGGAGGUGAUAGUUUUAUCUAUUUAGGUAUGGAGGUACUUAAAUCCUCCAGUUCAGUUCGCUACUGGGAUCCUCUGAUAGGCAAGGUCAAGAAGAAACUAGCAAAUUGGAAGGGGAAAUCAAUAUCGAUGGCUGGGAGAGCAGUUCUCCUCAAGGCAGCAAUUGACAGUCUGCCUACAUAUUGGAUGAGUCUCCACAAAAUUCCGCGAACGGUAAUCAAGGAUAUUGACAGGAUAAGAAGGAAAUUUUUAUGGAGCUACACUAAAUCCAAUGGAGAGGUAAGUAACAAGAUGCACUCUUUAGCUUGGGAGAAUGUCUGCAGACCGAAAGAGGAAGGAGGGUUGGGCUUGAAAUUGUUGGAAGAAAAAAACGCAUCAAUGCUCUUCAAAUGGUGGCACCGUUGCUUUACUGAAAGGUCGAAGCUGUGGAAUAAGAUGUUAAAAAAUAAAUAUGGCACGCAUGUUUGGGUUGAUCCAGGUUUGGUAGACAAAAAUAAAAAUAUGUCUGCUACAUUUAGAAACAUUUGCAGGAUCGGUGAGGGAUCAAGCAAUAAUAGAUUAAAUGCUAGAAUGCUUGUCUGGAGAGUAUAUAACGGUGAAAAAGCUUUGUUCUGGGAAGAUUCUUGGACGGGCUCAUCUCCUCUCAAAGUUACAUAUAGCAGAUUAUAUGCUUUGUCAUCUCAUAAGUGGACUAAUAUUAAAAGAAUGGUGGAUCUUUGGAAGGGGGGCGAAUUAAAUGGUGAAUGUGCCUGGCAAAGAAGACUCAGGGCGUGGGAAGAGGAAGUAUGGGCUGAGAUUGAGAAUAUUUUGAAGAAUGUUAAGUUAUCUAGUCAGGAAGACCAACUGAUAUGGAGUAAUACAGGAAAAGCUUACAAGGUGGGUGAUGGGUACAAAGCACUAAUCACUUCAAGGGGAGCUGACAUUAUAUGGAAUAACAUAUGGAAAAUAAAAGCCCCUCAUAAGGUCAGAUUACUGCUCUGGAAAAUCGAACAUGGUAUUCUUCCGGUUAAAGUCUUUUUAAAAAAUAGGCUGCAUGCUAGCAAUUUUAAUGUGUUGUGUGGAUGGUGCGGGAAAUAUGAGGAAAGCUUACAACACCUUAUGAAAGAAUGUGAAUUGGCAAAUUGGGUUUGGGUAGAGAUUGCAGUCUGGUGGGAUAUUCCUUUAAGUAGAUUCAAUUCAGCCACCUUCUCUCUAAGAAAUAUUUUCUCCAUAAUUGAUGACUUGAUCCUGAACAAAGCUUGGAAGUCGGUUGUUGCUGCAAGUCUUUGGUAUAUAUGGAUUUCUCGGAAUAAUAAGGUUUUCAACCUCUCAACUAUUGACAAGAAUUCUCUGAUAAAUAAUGUCAAGAUGAGAGUGUAUAGCUGGUUAUUGUCGUCAGGUCUGAUAGAAAAUGAUCAUUGGAGAGAAUGGAAGCACAUCCCUCGUUCUGUAAUCCAGCAAAGUUGGCUGAGGAAGAGGGAAAAAUUAUGGGAGGUAUGUAAAAAGAAAUAUGAGAUAAUUUUCUUGGUGGAUGGUGCAUUUCUACAGGGUCCUAAAGCAGGCAAAGGUGGAUGCAUAAAAGAUAGGGAUGGAAAUAUUUUGUUCAUUUUCUUUGGACCCUCCAAUGCUUUAAAUAGUUUUGAAGCGGAGUGGGAUGCGGCUAUUUUUAUGAUUAAAUCAGUCCUGGAGCACAAGCAAAAGUGGAAUAAAAUUUGUUUGUGCACUGACUCCAUUAAAGUAAUUAAAAAGCUAAAGAGAAUCAAGAGAAGUCAAUUAUGGUGUGAAUUGGGUCUGCCAGAUAUUCUAGGUGUAGCACUGGAUAAUUUUGAAUUUAUUCAUUUGGGCCGAGAGCUAAACUUGGAAGCGGACGGCCUAGCUAAAGCUGGUAUGCAGAAAGCCCAGAUGAUAAAGGGUUGGCUAUGA